AUGUCACUUGGCCUGCCCUUCGACUAUUGCUGGAGCAAAUUUUCGAAUCAAAUGGAGGACAACCUGCUGCACGUUGGAAUGUCCUUCCUUGAGGAUGGAGAAUUCUACCUGUAUGGCCCUGCAAUUCGUGAACGGAUAGCAUCUACAACGGAAGAGACAUCUUUCGUGAGACAGCAAGCACGCCAGCUUUUUGUUACUAUACAGUCGCAUCUAGAGACUCCGUCAGCAGAGAUGCGGAAACGGUUCAGCACGACAGAAGGGGUGCAAGCUUAUAUCACUGAAUACCUAGCCAGUAAAGUAGGACCAGGAGAACAAGAAGGCGAAGAAUCCGGGUUUGGGCCGUCGAAGUACUCCGGUGAAACUAUCGCCUUGGCAAAUGCAGUGCUCAAGGAAUUACAUAGAAUCUUCGCCAAGCUCAUAGUUGCUAGUGACGCUUUUAAGCAGGCACAGCGAACAGCGGGAAUGAGGGUGAGGACAUGGGUCAUGGGAGAGUUUUCUGACUUUCGUAGGGAGAUAAAUGCGUCAUACUUCAUAGAGGCUGCCCACGGAUGCCUGCAGCAGUGCACGGGACCCCUCCUUGCUGACAAGAGGUUGCAAACCCAGUGCACAGGUUCACAAGGAAGCCCACAACCACUGGGAAAAUGUGCUGACCCUGCGGAACAGUUUCAAAGGAUAGUAAACAAAGAGAUGUGGGAAGGAUUUUUGGCAGACUGGCUUGCACAGGGUAAGGCCCCUGCGGCCUGUGCAGAGCUUGUCGAACUCCAGGAAGAAGAUUCUCAAGCGUGGCAACGUCAGGUUUAUCUCAUGGCCUCCCAUCUCGACACGAUUGGCUGUGGAAAAGAUCACCGAGGACUUGACUCCUUCGGACGCUACUCCAUCAAGUUGGAGAUGAUACAGCAGUUGUACGACAUGUUUGCUAGUGCUACAAAAACACCCACGCUAGAAACGUUUAUCGCCUGGUUGGUAAAGCUUCGGGAGCCUUUGCCGAAGAACCUUCAGACGCCUACAGCCGUAGCGCUUCAAUACGCUAGCGGCCAUCCGCAGACUCAAGUGCGAGUGAGUAAAGCAUUUAACAUCGCAGUGAAACGGGAUCCAUCUUAUUCGCAGUGCAGGGCGGAAGAUACAAAGAUCAUUUCCGAACUCAUUCCUUCUUUGGGAAGCGUCUUCCAUACUUUGGAAGCCUUCGACAGCUUCAUUAAGGAACGGCGCGCCCAGGAGGAAAGUGUCACUAGACAAGUGACUGCACCCCUCGCUGCCAAGGCCAGGCCCAUUCUCAGCCAGAUGAUGAUAACGUACACAACAACAGCAACGUCAUACCCAGAAGCAGUAAUACGCUAUCCGGCGUUUUUUCCUGCGGCUACUGUUGAUUCGCUCUCCAAGCUGGGGAUGAAAGCAAUGCGGGUCUUCGCCUACAUGCAAGACGUUCUUGGAAACAUGUCGAUCGCUCGGUUGUCCAGCCCACAAAACGUCGAGCACUUCUUUAAUUCAGCUAGUAUCACAGAAACCUGGACUAAGGAUUCAUUAGAGAUAUGCGACAGCACAUGCUCUCUACGGUCUGAGGGGGAAAAUGGCGUCUCUAUUACUAUAGGUGCAGAAAUCGCUGUCAAGCCAUACACCUUUCCGGCAACUGCAGAGGAGACAUUGGCAGCUGGAGUGUUUGGCUGGUUACUUCCAACGUUUCCAACGCUUCCAUGCAAACGGCCUAACAGGAAAGUGGUUCCUGUGAUCCUGCCGGUGCCCCCUCCCACUGUACCUCCCCUUCCGACUCCUUCAAAGGAAGCUGAACCUGAGAAGGAACCUGAGGAAGAGCCGUCUCCUCCUCCGCCACCACCACCACCAACAGCUACAGAAACGACUACCGUGCCCCCACCAGAACAAAGGCCUGAGCCGUCUGAAGUCACAGAGGAAACGAUCAUACCAACACCACCUAGGCGUGUAUCCACUAAGAAAGUUCACAAGAAAAUCGACGUAGUCAAAACUGAAAACGCGGAUGCUGUAGACCCGGAGGAAAUGAUCACCCUCAUUCCACCUAAGCCAGAAGGGGGACAAAAAGUGGAGAAGACAGAAGACGCCUGUAUGCUAGUUGUGCGCCUCUACGAGCAGUAUAUCGAAGGCUCCUCAAUCAAAGAAGUUGAUUCCCUUCUUGAACGUGCAAUGGAAGUUCCGCUGUUUAAGUCCACUAGACGAGAGCUUGGAAUCAAGGAAUCUGACAAUUCAUUGCAGAAGUUCCGUCUAGCCUUAUGCGUUAUGUGCGCUAAACACAUACCCUUAUUGCAGCUGGCAACGGGAGAGGCGAGGGAGCAACUCAGAACUUCCAUUGAAAGGAGCAAGGAAGCAUGCGGCCAGGUGUACGCAAAAACUGAUUGGGCGAAUUCACCUGUUACAACGAGCGUACAACUGAACUUGCAAAUAUCCGCCCUAUCCCAUCGACUACUCGGUGGAGUACAACCGCUGCUGCAAAGUGCUGAAAAGGAGGCCAAAGCCAUAGAGGUUUGCGCCUCAGCAGAAGUACUAGGAAGGUCUUUACAGGAUGCCAAGGCAGCACAGCUUGCAGCGAUCUUUGGCUCACCCGCUCGUGUUGGGAGAAAGCGAGUGCCUCCCAGCACUAUGGCUGGUGGAUUGAGAAACUGGGUAUCUCAGGAUGUAGGGUUGAAGGCUUGGGCAACUGAAGCGCACAAACAGCUAAAAUCUGAUAAGUAUGUAGCGGCUUUGUGCUCUGCCCUUCGCUAUGCUGAGUUCGUGCGUCAAAUAUCAAUGCCGGGAAUGACAUUUGACCGGGUGCUGUCUCACUGGAAUCUUUCCCUCCCUUCAAAUGGCCUGAUGCUAGUGAACGCGUUGCGAUCUGCAUCUAAUCCGCGGCAGACAUUAACGCAGGAACUUUGCGUGCUGACCCCUCCAGGGCAUGAAGUGCAACAAUUGCCGAGGAGGUUCGAUCAGGCCCAGUGGGCGGCGAUGAUGUUGCAAACGGGAGAGGAAGCCGAAGCUUCAGCAUCUG
Eimeria maxima is the source of this 2995-nucleotide messenger RNA. RefSeq lists its product as hypothetical. The transcript is spliced from 13 exons. The annotation marks the transcript as partial. Lineage: Eukaryota; Apicomplexa; Conoidasida; Eucoccidiorida; Eimeriidae. The record is from RefSeq and is a predicted model, not a curated record.